Molecule: messenger RNA, 2208 nt
Organism: Cuscuta campestris
Lineage: Eukaryota; Viridiplantae; Streptophyta; Magnoliopsida; Solanales; Convolvulaceae
Source: the annotation of a GenBank genome assembly
CGGAUUUGGUAAUUGUAUAUCCGAUCCGUUUAAAAUCCGAUCCGAAUAUGCAUCCGUUUAAAUAACUGUUUAUCCAAAUAUCCGAUCCGUUAUAUAUAGUUUUUCAUAAUUUUUUAUGUUUAGUUGUGGUCUUUGUUGAAAUCAUAGUCCACCGUCACAGUCAUCAUUGCUGUGUUAUCCAUCUAACUGGCAUUACAAUACGAUCUAAGGAUUAUUAGUAAAAAGAUAUGAUGUGGUAGAGUAUGAAAAAUUAAGAGAUGGAGGAAAUAUUGAAUUUAAAGAGAUCGUCUAAGACAUACUCCUUCCAUCCCUAAAUAAACUUCCUUUUUGACCUUUUGAUAAUUUAAGGAAGGGAUAUUUUUGUGUUGACUUUCCAAAAAUACUCUUGAUGUGAUGUGUAAAAGUAAGAUGUGAUAUGUAGAUUAUUAGUAUGAUGUGAUAGGUAGGGUAUGAAAAAGUAAAGGGUAAAAGGGAUUUUUUAAGGAAAAAGAGAAGUUUAUUUGGAGACAAAGAAAAAACGAAAGGGAAAGUUUAUUUAGCAACCGAGGGAGUAUAAGAGUGCCAAACUAACAUCUUCAUGUUUUUAAAAAGUUACCACCUUUGGACUUGGGAGUAUACUUUUCUUUUUUCUUUUUGACAAUACACAGUACCGGUUCUACACUUCUAAGUUCUACUCGGCAACUUUUUAAAGAAAGUAAACAUAGAGUUGUGUAUGGUGUUAUCAUGCAUAACGUCAAAGUUUUAGUUUUUUUUUUAAAAAAUAAUUUUAUUUAUUAAUUUGUAUAGAAAUAAAAGAAUUUAUAUAUUUAAAAAUGACAUUAAAAUAUUUUUACCAAUUAAUAUGACUAUUUUAUUUCUUCAAAUGAUAAAAAAUAUCAAAAUAAGAUCUAAACAUAAUUCUUAUCUCUAAAGGAUACUCCCUCCGUUUGAAAAAAGUCUUAACACUUUGACUAUAAGGCAAAAUAAGGAAGUUUAAAAUUAUAAUUGACUUCCAAUUUUGUCUUUGAUGUGAUGGGUAAAAGUAAGAUGUGAUGGAUUUAUUAUCAGAGAAAAAGUAUGAUGUGAUAGGUAGGAUAUGAAAAAAUAAGGGUAAAAGUGGUUUUUAAUAGAAAGGGGAAGUGUUUUUGAGAACGGAGGGAGUAAUAUGUUUUUCCUAAACAAGACUAAGUAUGUGUUAAUACCUUUAUGACACAUGAUUUUAUAUGAGCUGUCAUAUAUAUAUAUGGCUUUACUUGAAAAAAGGGAGUAUAAUUUUACUAGAUUCAUCUUGAAAAGUACUUUCAAAAUUAUUUUUAUUUUAUUAUAGAUUAAAUGUUGAUCUUAAUUGGUUAUAUAAAAAAAAUAAAGACUGAAGAAACACUAUAUAUAGCUAGGAGGGAAGGAGUAUGUAUGUAUAUAACUCAUUCUUGAUCACAUAACUUCCUUAUUACACAAAUAUAUAUACUCCCUAUUUAUCGUCAAAUUAAACUUUCCACACGCGCGCUAACAUGAACAAAAAAGGCUUUUUUAAUAUCAUGAUCUUAGCCUUGGAUCUUAUAGCUUUGGGAUUUGCCGCAGGUGGAGUAUCCUCUUCUAAGCAGGGGAGCCAUCACUCUCUUCUUAGCGCAUUGACAAUCGGUGCUGUUGUGGCUGCUCAAGUGUGUGUUACAAUUUAUGCAUGUUCCGCGGGUUUCACCAAGGACGACAAUGGAGUCUGUACCUGCUGUAACAUUGACGGGGCUAUGUUUAUUAUGACUUGGGUUUUUGGCGUCAUAGUAGGGGCGUACCUGGUUCUGGUAGUAAACAAAACAGCGUUGAUAAUGGGAGGACUAAUCGUUUGCGCCAUUCAUUGGGUUCUCGUCUGCCUUUACACCUACCAUGCUCCAAACCCUUCAUCCACAUCAUGCCGGGGGACGCACGCCUAAAUUUGUUGCCUCUACCAUUUAUGUCCCCGUAAAACUUUUGUUAUUUUAAAUUCACUAUUUAUCUUUAAUUAAUUGCUUUGCUAAAUGGAAAUCAUCCUAAAUAGGACUAAAAUAUAGAGAAAAGUACCAAAAUAGGAAUUUCAUGUUUUUUUUUCCGGAAUAGGACUUUGCACUGUGGUAAUGUGACUUUGCAUUGUGGUAAUGUGGCAGUGUACAUGUGCAAAUUACUAUACUUUCUUGGUAAUGUAUAUGACCAUGUUUGGUAAUGUAAGUCCUAUUCCGAAAAUAAAAACAUGGAAGUCUU